This is a messenger RNA of Hordeum vulgare subsp. vulgare (domesticated barley), 492 nucleotides long. RefSeq lists its product as uncharacterized. Bases 1 to 492 code for a protein of 163 amino acids. Lineage: Eukaryota; Viridiplantae; Streptophyta; Magnoliopsida; Poales; Poaceae. The record is from RefSeq and is a predicted model, not a curated record. The transcript has a single exon.
AUGGCCCCCAACCAUGCACCGGGCACAUACGUGGUGGUGGAGGAGCCGCGAGUUCUGGCUCAAUGUCGACGUCCAUUGCGUCGUCCGCGGGCUCCAUUACCUCGUCCGCGUACAGGUUUGAAGCGGCCGGUCCGGCAAGAAUCCAGGCCGGGAGCGGUGCCGCCGCCGGCAUGGCCGGUUCAGGCGAAGCACCAGAAGGCCCGGCACCAAAGUGAGCACCAAGGCCUUGGGCGCCCUGUCCAAGCCUUGGUCCAUGGCGACGCCGUCCAUAGAGACGGAAACCAGCCCGGCAGCCUCGGAACCGACGAAGAUCACGGGUGUUGCGGUUGUGGCGGCGUAGCCCGCCCACACCAUGGCGGCGACGACGGCUCUGACGACGUCAACCGCCGUCACGAACAAGGUGCUCGAACAAGGACAGAAGACCACGAGGCAUCUCUCACCUUUCCCUUUCUUCCUGUCUCAAUCCUUUCCCGGCGAUUGUCGUCAGCGUAA